AUAGAGGGGGAGCAAGAUAUACAGAGAGCUUCAUGGGGCACUCAGCUGGUCAGUACCACUCAUGCCAUUUAACUUGUGGAAAAAUGCCCAGGGCAAUGACUGCUUUAUCCCACAUGUAAGUAUACUAUAGUGCUGUGCUCUCUUCUCCCUCUCCAAUACCCUCCGCCUUCAUUAUAGAAAAUCCCCUCAAAGAUUUUGAAGACAUCAGCUCGACAGCCUUUCCGUAACAACGGCAACGCUCUGCUGCUGGCAUCAUUUCCACGGCGACACCCUCUCAGUGGGAGAAUCUCCUAGGUGACGCCCUCUAUUGACACGCCUAGAGGUGGCUGGUGCCUUUUUGAAGACAGGUGCAUCCUGUGCAGAGACAGACGGAGUAGCCUGACAUGCUUCUUUUUUCUGUUUUUUUUUCUCUGUGGGAACAUUUUGUGUAGCUUCAAAUCUAGUCUGAUGGGCUGCAGAGUAAACAGACACUGGAAUUGAGAUUAGAAUAUUUGUAAAACAAAUUGAGAGUUUACAGUUGUUCUGCAAAUUAUAAUUCCUAAGCUUUUGUUAAACUCAAGUUUUGUAUCAAGAAACCUGUGCCUUCUGUUUGGACCAAAUGUAACCUGAGUUGUUGGAUAUCUCAACAACUCAAUAAAUUCAGUACAAAAGCCAGCAACUGUUGAGAGGCUGCAAAACAAGGCUAAAGGGCAGCAGUGAGGCCAGUGGACCUGAAGACCUUGGACCAAUAAUGGAGGGGUAUGGUUAUGAACAUUUUGGGGAAGAUGCAGGAAGGGACAGCCAGCAGGUGGACUAUCGAAGAAUUGUAGGAGACACUCAGACCAAACGUCCCAUUGCUUCAUCUCAAGAAGGGGAGCAUUAUAUUCGGCCAGUUCUGCAUGGCCAUGGACAUGAAACAGCAGCGCAGAGAUACAGUGCCACACGCAUCCAGGCUGGUCUGGGCCCUGAGAGCAUGGCAGAUUACUUAAUCAGUGGUGGUACAGGCUACGUCCCUGAAGAUGGAUUGUCGGCUCAGCAACUUUUCUCUAUUGGAGAUGGACUCACCUACAACAGAUCUGACCAACAGUGUGUUGUCUCCGAUGGUCAUACGGCUGAAGAGCUAUGCUCUAAAGGAGAUGGGUUGACUUACAAUGACUUCCUGAUUUUACCUGGCUUCAUUGACUUUACCUCAGAUGAAGUGGAUUUGACAUCAGCACUGACCAGGAAGAUCACAUUGAAGACCCCUCUCAUCUCCUCUCCUAUGGACACUGUUACAGAGUCGGCUAUGGCAAUUGCUAUGGCGCUGAUGGGAGGAAUUGGCAUCAUUCACCACAACUGCACACCAGAAUUCCAAGCAAAUGAGGUCCGAAAGGUUAAGAGAUUUGAGCAGGGCUUUAUCACAGAUCCAGUUGUGAUGAGUCCACGCCACACAGUUGGGGAUGUGUUUGAGGCCAAGGUACGACAUGGUUUCUCUGGCAUUCCUGUCACAGAGACGGGCAAGAUGGGCAGCAAGCUUGUGGGCAUCGUCACCUCAAGAGAUAUCGACUUCCUCUCUGAGAAAGACCAUGACAGACCUCUUGAGGAAGCUAUGACGAAGAGGGAGGAGCUAGUUGUGGCUCCAGCUGGUGUCACUCUGAAAGAAGCCAAUGAUAUACUGCAGCGCAGCAAGAAAGGCAAGCUCCCCAUUGUAAAUGAUAAUGAUGAGCUGGUGGCCAUUAUUGCCAGGACAGAUCUGAAAAAGAACAGGGACUACCCCUUAGCCUCCAAAGACUCACGUAAACAACUGCUGUGUGGUGCUGCUAUUGGCACUCGGGAGGACGACAAAUACAGGCUGGACCUGCUGGUUCAGGCGGGAGUGGAUGUUGUUGUACUGGAUUCUUCACAAGGCAACUCUGUGUAUCAAAUCAACAUGAUAAAUUAUAUUAAACAGAAGUACCCAGACCUACAAGUGGCGGGAGGAAAUGUGGUUACAGCAGCUCAGGCAAAGAACCUGAUUGAUGCUGGAGUGGAUGCUCUGAGAGUCGGCAUGGGCUGUGGCUCCAUCUGCAUCACACAGGAAGUCAUGGCAUGCGGGAGGCCCCAGGGGACCUCGGUGUACAAGGUAGCAGAGUACGCCAGGCGUUUUGGUGUGCCGGUCAUUGCUGAUGGUGGCAUUCAGACUGUGGGACAUGUGGUGAAGGCUCUGUCUCUUGGGGCAUCAACUGUGAUGAUGGGUUCGUUGCUAGCGGCAACCACUGAGGCUCCAGGGGAGUACUUCUUUUCAGACGGGGUACGACUGAAAAAGUACCGUGGUAUGGGCUCCCUGGAUGCAAUGGAAAAGAGCACCAGCAGCCAGAAACGCUAUUUUAGUGAGGGAGACAAAGUGAAAGUGGCCCAGGGUGUGUCGGGUUCAGUCCAGGACAAGGGCUCCAUCCACAAGUUUGUACCUUACCUGAUAGCUGGAAUCCAACAUGGCUGCCAGGACAUCGGAGCAAAAAGUCUCUCUGUCCUCCGCUCAAUGAUGUACUCUGGAGAGCUGAAGUUUGAGAAGCGGACCAUGUCAGCACAAGUGGAGGGAGGAGUUCACGGACUCCACUCUUACGAGAAGCGGCUGUACUGAAUGAGUGGACGGAGUGUAGAUGAACAGUGCAUGAUGUGCCCAAACUAACAGUGACCAAAUGUUGAAGUUCUGCUAACAAACAUACCUCCCCAAUACUCCCUCUGUGUCCUCCUCCGCAUCAUAUCCACCGUUGCUCUCUCUGAUCCCGACCAGCUGCUUUGGGAAGGAAAGAAGCAUCGCAUUGAAGUGAGAAUCUUCAUACUGACACUCUCUGAACACCUGGGACAUUGCACUCAAGAAGCGGUGCAUCAGGGUUUUCAAAAUAACAUACACAUGAAUCUUGAGUAUGCAGCUAAUCCCAAUUCUGUGUGUGUGUGUUGACAGCGAGAGAAUGAAACAUAUGUGUGUGUGAGUGUGUGAUAAGGUCAGGGUAGUGUCAUUGUGUGUGAUAUAGUUACAAAUACGUGGUUGGAUGUAAGAGAAGGUACAUCGUUUUUGUCCUCGUCAUAUUAAGUCUAAAACAACUGGUGCAGAUCUAGAUCCCAUCAGUAUCUGAUAGGACAAAAGUGGUCCCUGUUGGAAACCAUACACAUCCCAGUCCUGAAACACAGAAACACACCAGUGCAUUUGUGCAGAAAAGCAAGACAAAACUUGUAGUGAGUACACGAUGUGGCAAUUUUAGCCUUUAUUUUCAGUCAUAAAGCUAUGAGCUACUUGAUAAUGAUUAGCAUCUAAUAUUGUUUACUUCUUUAUUGUGGAUCCUGAAGUACGUGAUACAGGUCAUGACUCUUACCCUGUUGUCACCCACAAUCAGUAGACUGAACUCAGACCCACAGUCUUGGGUGCUGUGGACUUUCAUUUCCCCUUCAAACGCAUCUUGAGCCAAAUAAUUAGUCCCAUCUCAGUGCAUAGUGUUUGUGUUAAGCACAGAAGGGACCAAACGCAGAAGAUCAGGAAUGUUGUUUAGAAAUGAUGAACAAUAUAUAUAAUGUACCAAUCAAGACUGAUUUCUUUGCCCGUAAUUUGACCUCUUUUAGAUGGAAAAAUAAACUUUAUAUCUAACGUGUAUAGACCUGGGGGCUUUGAAUUGAGCAUGAAGGGUUUUUGAUAUGCAUGUUUUUUUUCACAAAGCCACAACAUGGCUGUAUUUAUAUUCUGCUUUAUUGUAAUUGCAUACGUACUGCCAAGUGUAUAUACACUUCCUUUGACACUUUUGUAACUUCAAAACCAAAAUUGCCGCAACAAGUUGCUUUGUAUCUUGUCCCUUGUUAACACUUGCGCUCUGUGUGACAUAGAGUCUCUGUGAUAGGUUUAUUUCAUUUUUGAUAUCUUUCAUCUUUACCAAACGUAUGCCUUGAAAUGAGGAUGGAUUAAAGCUGCACGGAACAGCUCAGUGAAAAUGCAUUGAAAUGCAUAAUGUUAUACACUUUCUUGCCUCCUUUGUCUUACUUUGAAACCGAAUAGAUGUAUUUGUUUAUAAUUUGGCUUAUGUCUGUGUAGACUUUUUUAACAUUUUCAUACUGGAUGUCCUUUUAAUUUGAUGUUUUCUUUCUUUUUAUUUUUAAUGUUCUUGAUAGUAAGAGUUGAGUUGCAUUCUCUGACAUUCUAAUGUACUUUACCCUUCACAGGGUUCACUUGACUAGCAAAACUCUUGCAAUGGGCCAGAAUUGCAAGAAAUCAAGAAACUGUACAUGAAAUUAUAUGGAGAAAUAUAUUCCUAUAUUAAGUUGGACUGCUGCUUGUUUUCACUUACCCACCUAAAGAGAGAAUUCAGGUUUUUAACUGUUACUUGUUCGGUUAUUGUCUGCUGUGUCCUGUUAGUCCAUCU
Sphaeramia orbicularis (orbiculate cardinalfish) is the source of this 4346-nucleotide messenger RNA. RefSeq names its product IMP (inosine 5'-monophosphate) dehydrogenase 1b (gene impdh1b). Gene Ontology annotation, cellular component: cytoplasm. Gene Ontology annotation, biological process: GTP biosynthetic process. The coding region runs from base 731 to 2578 and encodes 615 amino acids. Gene Ontology annotation, molecular function: IMP dehydrogenase activity. The transcript has 16 exons. Lineage: Eukaryota; Metazoa; Chordata; Actinopteri; Kurtiformes; Apogonidae. The record is from RefSeq and is a predicted model, not a curated record.